AUGGAGCGUAGCUUCGCGCGCAUGGACAAUGAGGUUGUUAGUUGGGGCGAAACCGUGAUGAGCGCUAACUGCAGUUGCGAGCUUCAAACGCCAGAUUGUGACGCUGUCGGAUCCACCGCCGUUGUCUCCGUCGUUACUCCGGAGAAGAUCGUUGUAGCUAACUGCGGCGAUUCCAGAGCAGUUCUCUGUAGGAAUGGAAAACCAGUUCCUCUAUCCACAGAUCACAAGCCGGAUCGUCCUGACGAGUUGGAUCGGAUCCAGGAAGCAGGGGGGAGAGUGAUAUACUGGGAUGGUCCAAGAGUCUUAGGCGUGUUAGCCAUGUCACGAGCCAUAGGUGAUAAUUACUUGAAACCAUACGUGAGUUCGGAGCCGGAAGUUACUGUGACGGACCGGACCGAAGAAGAUGAGUUUCUUAUUCUAGCGAGCGACGGAUUAUGGGACGUGGUGACGAACGAGGCGGCGUGCGCGAUGGUGCACAUGUAUCUUAACAAAAGAGGUGGUGGCCGUGGAAGGCGACGAGAAACUCAGGACGAGUGUAGUGACGGGAAAGAGGAUGAGAAGGUGGUGGUGGGGUCGAGCAAGAGCGGGAAGAAAGGAGAGAUCGCGGACAAAGCAUGCACGGAGGCGUCAGUGUUGUUGACGAAGCUGGCGUUGGCUAAGCAUAAUAGCGACAACGUAAGCGUCGUGGUCGUUGAUCUCAGAAGAAGAAGAAAAAGACACGUUGCUUGAGCUGACACUAAUCUAUCUCAUUACUCCACCGUCUUUUUUUUUUAAAUAUGAUUCUUUUGUUUUUUUUUCAUUGGGUCAAGUCAAGUGUGUGGAGGUUUCACUGGGACGAAGGCACCUCGGUUCAUCUCCAAACCCUAAAGGGAAAAAAGCAUUAGUUGAAAAAAAAAUCUCGGUUUCGUUAAACCGGUUAAAUCGGGGUAUGGUUGUUUUCUUUUUUUUUGUUCUGGACCAUCGUUUUUGCCUUUUUUAGUUGUGUAAUCGACAAACAAAAAAAGAAAGAGACAUGAGCAAGAU
Messenger RNA from Raphanus sativus (radish), 1023 nucleotides. RefSeq names its product protein phosphatase 2C 3-like. Lineage: Eukaryota; Viridiplantae; Streptophyta; Magnoliopsida; Brassicales; Brassicaceae. Gene Ontology annotation, cellular component: nucleus; cytosol. The record is from RefSeq and is a predicted model, not a curated record. Gene Ontology annotation, biological process: protein dephosphorylation. Gene Ontology annotation, molecular function: protein serine/threonine phosphatase activity.